This is a messenger RNA of Seminavis robusta, 327 nucleotides long. The record is from the annotation of a GenBank genome assembly. Lineage: Eukaryota; Bacillariophyta; Bacillariophyceae; Naviculales; Naviculaceae.
AUGGCCAAAACACCCAAGGGCAAGCCCAAGACUGCCACCAAAGGCCAGAGUGGUGGGGUGGCUUCAAAGAAGAAGAAGAAGAAAGCCCCUCUCAAUAAAUGUAAGCCAGAUGUCGAGGAAAGUGAAUGGGAAUUGGCCGCAUUCACAAAGAAAGCAGUUGCCUUCAAUAAGGCGGAGCGCGACAUGUCCGCGGUGCUCCAAGAGACUUACGGUGAACAAGUCCCUUCUAUCGGACAAUACGAAACGUUCUGCACUGCAGCACAGUUCGUAUCGAACGGGACCACCUCGGGAAGCUUCACACGUAUCGGAAGGCCCGCGAAGAAGUAG